CUAUUGUUGCAGUGUUAUUGGUGAAUUAGCUCCAGUUGUAAACAUUAACGGAUAUAUAUGUUGCGAAAUACAUGAUUUUUGGUGCUCCACAAUUUACCAAAUUUUGACUGUUGUAAACUGACGCAGCAGUGUACUUCUUCUGCACACCAGUGUAAAAAAAAUAAAAGUUCAGUAUCUGGGGUAGUGUGUGUUAUUGUAAAUCUUGUUUGUGGCGACACGCAAGUCUCCAACCUAGUCCGAUGUCUAAAAGUUUCUGUAUUGUACUUGUUUGGCGCUAAUUUGUUUACUGAAGAUACUUCUAAAACAUCUGAGACCAUCCAGUGAGUUCUGUGUAUUCAUGAUGAAUUUGCCAGUUGGCAUAGUUGCAAUGUGUUUUGUGAAACGCACUGUUUGAAAUGUCUUCUGACUGCAGCCACAGGAGAGUAAAGUGUGCUGACUAUUUGCAUAUCCAUAAAAGACUAAAUGUUUUGAUAGAAUAACAACAAUUAUAGUAUCUGAACAAGGUGAAGCCUCCCAAGGUGCAGAUUUUGCAUCAGUAGUGGAAGAAUUACAUACCCUGAAUCAGUCAACUACAGAGCUGAAGUUAAAGCCAAGAAACAUGCAACACUUUUGAAGUCAUGAGGAGUGUGUUGAAGUUCAGACAAGGCAGUACUACUAUGCAAGUAUGCACAUGAAAAAUUCACCAGGCUGCCUGCUGUCUUCCGUCAAGACAUGAAAUUCAAGUCAGGACAUGAAACCCUCCCUCCCCCCACAGCCCGCCCGUACUCCAAGUCUGUCACUGUGCAUUUGGCUCUAUUCAAGUUAACUGCCUAGUGUUUUAUGUUAUUUACAUGUUAUGAAUUGAAAGUUUGCACGCUUUCUUAAAAUGAAGCAGUCAGUCAAACCAGUUACGGUGGCACUCAGAGUUAGGCCUUUAACAGAAAGUGAGAGAACUCGUUCCAUUGCGAGCAUUAUUAAGCAACCUAGCAAUCCAAAGGUUGUUAUUAUAGGAGAGCGUGGAUUUUCUUUUGAUCAUGUAUUUAUCGAGGAAGGGCAGGAGACCAUUUUUAAUUUACUUAUGACACCUGUCAUAGACAAGUUAUUACAAGGUGUUAAUUGUUCUGUUAUUGCCUAUGGACAAACAGGAACCGGAAAAACAUAUACAAUGGGAACAGAACCACAGGCCUUUGGUGACACUUUAAACUCUGGUCUUAUAUCAAGAACAGCUAAAAGAUUAUUUGAAAGCUGUUGCAUCUCUGAUGAUACGCUGACCAUAUCUGUUUCCUUUGUGGAAAUAUAUAAUGAAGAGGUAUUUGAAUUAUUAACUGACCAGCCAGUGAGACUGGAUGUGAAAGGUUUCCAGAUUCGAGGCCUGAUGUCUGUACCAGUGAAAACAAUGGAUGAUGUUGGCAACCUUUUAUGCAAGGGAACUAAUAAUCGUCAUACAAGACCAACACUUCUUAAUAGCAGCUCGUCUAGAUCACACGCCAUAUUCACUUUUAGAUUAUGUCGGCAUAUUGGAAAUGAUGUACUACUGUCAGAGUUACACAUGGUAGAUCUUGCAGGAUCAGAAAGAGCAAAGAGAACAGGCACCUGUGGUGAUGCUUUCCAGGAAGCUGUAUGUAUCAAUAGAGGCCUGCUGGAGCUGGGAAACGUAAUUCAGAGCUUGUCAUCAGGCCGUCAUGGAAAUCAUGUUCCAUAUCGAAAUUCUCUUCUCACUUCUGUGCUACAUGGCUCUUUACAGAUUCAUAAUAUGAUUGCCAUGAUAGCGUGUGUAAGUCCUUCGGAACUUGACAUGGCUGAGACUCUCAACACACUUCGUUUUGUUGAGAAAUCCAAGAAGGUUAUGCAGGCGAUUGAGAUAAAUAAGGUUGUCCAACGCCACAAGAAUAAAGCCAUACCAAUUUCAUCUGCAAUUCGUCCCAGAUACCCACUUGCUCUACAUAACUAUCAGUAUAGUUCUGUUGCAGGAAAUGCAGGAAACGGGCAGUGUGGAACAGGUAUAUCAUCAGGUCCUUUUGAUAGUGUGUGUUCCCUGAAUACAGAGGAAAACAUCUCGUCAAAAGUGAAUGAUGGAAGUGGAUUUAUUAGUCCCAUUGUGAAGAGGUGCUGUGACCAGAUUGAAAGUAAUCUCAAUGAGAAGAUAGAGCAAAUUGUGCUGAUGACUGUACAGAAGGAAAAGAAAACUAGAAAUUGCGUUGCAAACAAUGUUUCUGCAAUGGUUUAUAGUCCACUGCUCCACAACUCUAGGGAACUACUGCCUCUUUCAAAUGACAGAAAGACAGUGUUUCGGAAAGAGAUUGAGAAAUUCCAAGAACAAAUGAGAGAAGCAAUGAAGUUAGAAAUGAGAAAUAUUAUCCAAGAAGAGGUAAAAGUAGCACUCACUAACACUAUUUGCUCAACUGUUGAAGUCUUGCAGAAGAAAAAAUGUAGUCCUGGACGAGCAGCACCACUAUUGUGUCGUAGGCUGGAUUUUGAACACAACACAUCAGCCACAGUAAGUCAAGAAGAUAUAAAAGCCCAGCCAAGGCGCUCUCUGCGUAUAUUUGGGAGGGAGAAACAAAAUAUUUCUCCUUGUAAAGGAAACAGUCUAGUUACUAAAGACAUUCUGCCAAAUGUUGAUUUUAGGGAUAAUGGUAGGCAGAUGCUUUCCAGCACACCAUUGCCCUUCCCUUUCAUUUCCUUGGGAAAAGAAAAGACACAGGAUGAACUAAUCACUCCAAAGAAAGGAUCAUUCCUGUCUCCAAAGAGAUAUGACUGCAUUCCUGACAGUUUGGAUUGUGGAGGUACAUGUGAUGCUCCAGCUUACUGUAGAAGAAACAAAACAAACAGUGUGGAAGCACAGAAUACAAGGCCUCGGCGCUCUAUGCGACUUUCUGUGAAAUAUUUGAAUAAUGUGGAAGAAUCAGUUAGAAUUCAAUACAAUCGAACCAAUGCUGUACUUCCCACACCAAAUGGGAACCUCUCAACUCGACAUAGGAAUUUACAGGCACAGAAUACACCAAUAUUGAGAACUAAUCCAGGCCAAAUUAAUCUGGGCAGUUAUGAUCCUGUUAGUCAGUGUUCUCAUGCAACAGAAAUUAUUACCGCGGAUCACAGUCCACUGCCUGAACAGAAGUCCCUACAGGCAUUUGAUUCAGUGAUACAAACUGGCAACCACCAUACUCAAAGUGAUUCUCAUCUUCACAGAUACAACAAUCAUCAGUAUUCUCAUACUGUAAGAGAAAGAUAUCUUAAAGAACAAACUGAUGAUUUUACGGCACUCAACAGUCACAUGGUAUCUUCAUCUCAGGAGCAACAACAAAGAGCAAUUGGCAGUAUUGCGAGAACAGAUAAAAUAAAUUAUCAUAGUCAAAAGGUUGUGUUGAAGAACAGAAACAAGAGGUGCACAAGAAAAAUUGUUCACCAUAAAAGUCCAUUUAGAAGAGAAAGCAUAAAAACACCUAAAAAAAUAAUCAUGAUGAAAGAACUUGUAGCACAUAAUGUUGGCAAUAAUAUUCAUCAGGAGCAUAUGAACCGAAUAAUUUCUAUACUAAACACAGGUAGCACAAGAGAAUUACAGAAGCUACCAACUAUUGGACCAAAAACAGCUUUAAUAAUUAAUAAUUACAGAAGCUUAUCUGGGGAAACAUUUGAAUCAGUAGACGACUUAAGAAAAAUUCCUGGUUUAAAUAAAAACUUUCAUGAGAAAUUUGCCCUGGCAAACCUUGUCAUAUGAACCAUCCCUGAAGAUAUAACCACAGGCCACCAAUAUUUUACACUGAAAUGAAAACACAAAGGGUACUUGCAUUGUUUUUGUGUUCAGUUAUUUCACUUUAGAGAAAAUAGUAAUAAACAGAAUAGGAGGCUCAAGGGUGCCUCAUAAGCACUCUUAAAGCUCACAUUUACAGAACCGCAAAUGUGUAAUUUUUGUAUAUUUAAAGAACUUAAGUUUUUUGAACUUAUUAUACUUGUCUUCUAAUUAAUGUUUGAAACUUCAGAUAUUUUCUUUAUCUAAUAAAUGAUAUGUACUAUUGUGAAUACAUUUGUAGAAAUUUGA
Messenger RNA from Schistocerca gregaria, 4018 nucleotides. RefSeq names its product kinesin-like protein KIF22. The transcript has 17 exons. Bases 866 to 3697 code for a protein of 943 amino acids. Gene Ontology annotation, molecular function: ATP binding; microtubule motor activity; microtubule binding. NCBI's taxonomy places the organism in Eukaryota, Metazoa, Arthropoda, Insecta, Orthoptera, Acrididae. Gene Ontology annotation, biological process: mitotic spindle organization; microtubule-based movement. The record is from RefSeq and is a predicted model, not a curated record.